AUGUCAAACGAACCCCCUCAACCCCUCCCCAAUCCCCCCUUCUACAUCAUCCCCAACAUCAACAACCUCCGCGACGCCUCCAUCUCCCUUACCACCACCUCCGGCUCCCGCAUCCGCCCCGGUGUCCUCUUCCGCAGCGCCGAAGUCUCCAAACUCGACCUGGCCGGCUGGACCGCCGUACAUUCCCUCGGCAUAUCCCACGUCUUUGAUCUCCGCUCCAAACCCGAAGUCGACAAGGGCUGGGCGGGCAUCGUCGGCAAAGAUGCCUCGGGCGACGACGACGUGCGCCCCGGUUGGCUGCAGGCUAUGGAGCAAGCGGGCGUAGCGCGCGAGUGGGUGCCCGUGUUUGAAGAGAGUGAUUAUUCGCCCGAGCGACUGGCGGAGCGGUAUUCAAAGUAUAUGGAUGAGGCGGUUACCGGGUUUGUUGAGGCGUAUCGGGAUAUUUUAGCAAACGGGGGCCCGGCGUUUGCUAAGAUUUUGAGCUAUCUUGCGGCUAUUCCGCUAUCUUCUUCUGUAGAGGAUGAUGGGGGCAAGAAGGUUGGGGCGCUGGUGCAUUGUACAGCCGGGAAAGAUCGGACGGGAAUUUUCUUCGGGCUGCUGUUUGAGUUUCUGGGUGUUCCGCGUGAGCAGAUUGCAGAGGAAUACCAACUUACUGAGCUAGGGCUUGCGCAUAUCCGAGAAGAGGUUGUGGGGAGGUUGAUGCAGAGCCCGGGUUUUAAAAAGUACAUGCUGGCGAGGAUGCAGGGGACAAAGCUUUCGGUUGAGGAUAUUGCGAGAAGUCUAAAGGGUGAGGAGGGACAGGAUCAGGUGCAGGUGCCGCCCGAGGUGCUGGAGAAGGGAAGGCAGGCGGCACUUCGGAUGAUUGGGGCGAGGAAGGAGAGUAUGUUUAGGAGUUUGGAGAUGCUGGACGAGGAGUUUGGGGGUGUGGAGAGGUAUUUGAGGGAGAAGUGUGGGUUGGGUGAUCAGGAGUUGGAUGCGUUGAGGAGGAAUCUUUUGGUCGAGUGA
Bipolaris oryzae ATCC 44560 is the source of this 1005-nucleotide messenger RNA. RefSeq lists its product as uncharacterized. Gene Ontology annotation, molecular function: phosphoprotein phosphatase activity. Bases 1 to 1005 code for a protein of 334 amino acids. Lineage: Eukaryota; Fungi; Ascomycota; Dothideomycetes; Pleosporales; Pleosporaceae. The record is from RefSeq and is a predicted model, not a curated record. The transcript has a single exon. Gene Ontology annotation, biological process: dephosphorylation.